Corylus avellana is the source of this 4380-nucleotide messenger RNA. Its product is annotated as PPR repeat protein. The record is from RefSeq and is a predicted model, not a curated record. Lineage: Eukaryota; Viridiplantae; Streptophyta; Magnoliopsida; Fagales; Betulaceae. Gene Ontology annotation, molecular function: protein binding.
CGGCUGACUACACCGCAACCUGAUGAGUUAAAGGAGAAGUCUCUAGGAAAAAUGAUGAAGUGCAAGCAUUGAAUUACAACAAUUUGCAAAGUUGCACCGCAAAGCGGCGAUUGAUAUCGGCUUGAGAUGGGAAUUAGGAAGUGGGAAGACAGUAGAAGGAAGAAGCAGAGAUAGUCGAGGGAGAGCAGAGCCAUAUGAAAAGUCCCAUGAAUGUUCCACUUCCAGAGUGUCGGUAGUUGAUAGAAGAAGCACCUGAAAAAUGAUGCAGCACUUGAAGAAGCAAAGAAAGACCUUCCUUUCAUUUACUUUUCUCUCCCAAUGCUUCUCUUUCUCUUCGUCCACCAAGCACCUAAAACCCCACCAGAAUCCACUUUCCUCUCUCACAAACAUCUCUCCCCAUCCCAGUAGUAACACCAAUGCCAUCACUUUCUCACCUUCAAAGACCCAUCUCUAUGCCUCGUUCUUUUGCACCCUCAUCCAUCUCUACUUGGCCUGUGGAAGAUUUUCCAAAGCCUCGGAGACCUUCUUCUCUAUGCGAAACCACGGUAUUAUUCCAAUUUUGCACUUGUGGAAUCGGCUUCUGUACGAAUUCAAUGCCUCUGGCUUGGUUCUUCAGGUAUGGAUUCUUUACAAUGAUAUGCUCGCUUGUGGGGUUCUGCCUAAUGUUUUCACUUCCAACAUAUUGGUUCAUUCUUUAUGCAAAGUGGGUGAGUUGGGUUUGGCAUUGGAUUUGCUUAGGAGUGCAGAAAUUGAUACUGUUACCUAUAAUACCGUCAUUUGGGGGUUGUGUAAACAAGGAUUGGCGUAUCGGGCAUUUGGGUUUUUAUCUGAAAUGGUAAAGAAGGGUGUGUGUAUAGAUUCUUUUACUUGCAAUAUACUGGUUAAUGGGUUUUGCCAAAUUGGGCUGGUAAAGUAUGCAAAGUGGGUCAUGGAUGAUUUGGUUAAUGGGGGGAUUCAUCCGGAUGUUGUCGGUUUCAAUGCGUUGAUUAAUGUGAAUUGCAAAGCUGGGGAAGCUAACCAUGCGCUCAAAUUGAUGGAGAGUAUGAGAAAGGAGGGUUUUUCGCCUGAUAUUGUUACUUAUAAUACUUUGAUAGAUGGGUUUUGCAAGACGGGUGAUUUUGUUAAGGCCAAGAGUCUUAUUGAUGAGUUUUCGGGGUUUCGGAGUAACGAAGAUUGUGUAGUUUUGAAAAUUGAUGAUGUUGAGGAGAGGGCAGAACGUGUGGAUUUGAAACCAAAUCUUAUUACUCACACCACCCUCAUUAGCGCAUAUUGUAAGCAGCAAGGGCUUGAGGAAGCACUUUCUUUGUAUGAGGAAAUGGUUAUGAAUGGGUUCUUCCCUGAUGCAGUCACUUAUAGUUCCAUUAUGUAUGGUCUUUGCAAGCAUGGAAGAUUAGCUGAAGCAAAAGUGCUUAUGAAUGAGAUGGAGGAGAUGGACGUGGAUCCUAAUCAUGUCUCAUAUACCAUCAUGGUCGAUUCCUUGUUUAAGGCAGGAAGAACUGUUGAGGCUUUUGUCAUUCAGAGCCAAAUGAUAGUUCGUGGCAUUGCUUUUGAUGUGGUCACGCUUACUGCUUUUAUGGAUGGACUUUUUAAGGUUGGGAAAGCCAAUGAGGCCGUGGACAUGUUCCAAACAUUUUCCAAACUUGAUCUAGUUCCAAACUAUAUUACCUAUUCUGGAUUAAUCGACGGGCUUUGCAAGUUAGGAGACAUGGAUACUGCAGAGUCUGUGCUGCAAGAAAUGGAGGAGAAGCAUGUUUUUCCAAAUGUCAUUACUUAUUCCUCUAUCAUAAAUGGCUAUACGAAGAAAGGAAUGCUUGGUGAAGCUGUUAAUGUAUUGAGGAAAAUGGUGCAACAAAAUAUCUUGCCAAACGCUUUUGUUUAUGCAACACUAAUUGAUGGCCAUUUGAAGGCAGGUAAGCAAGCAACUGCUCUUGAUUUAUAUAAUGAAAUGAAAAUGGGAGGAUUAGAGGAUAACAAUUUUGUACUUGAUGCCUUCGUGAACAACCUGAAAAGAGGACGAAGCAUGGAGGAGGCUGAGGGACUAGUAAAAGAUAUGACAUCAAGGGACAUGUUGCCUGACCAUGUCAAUUAUACGUCCUUAAUGGAUGGUUUCUUUAAGGUUGGAAAGGAGUCGGCUGCUCUUAACAUGGCUCAAGAAAUGACAGAGAGAAAUAUAAGGUUUGAUGUUGUUGCAUAUAAUGUUCUGAUCAAUGGUCUAUUGAGGCUUGGAAAAUAUGAACCACAAUCUGUUUAUGCUGGAAUGAGAGAGUUAGGUUUGUCUCCAGACCAUGCUACAUACAACACCAUGAUUAAUGCCUACUGCAAACAGGGUAACUUGGAAAAUGCUUUGAAACUCUUGAAUGACAUGAAGAGUCAAGGCUUAAUGCUGAAUUCAAUCACCUGUAACAUUCUGAUUGCUGGGCUUUGUGAACAUGGUGAUAUUAAAAGAGCAAUGGAUGUUUUGAAUGAAAUGUUGAUUCUGGGGCUUCAACCUACUUUAACUACUCAUAGAGUUUUGCUUGAUGCAUCUUCUAGGAGUAAAAGGGCAGAUGCAAUUUUAGAAAUGCAUGAGCAACUCAUAGGUAUGGGGCUUAAACUUGAUCGGGCAGUUUAUAACACUCUCAUCACUACCUUAUGCAGGCUAGGGAUGACAAGGAAAGCCACUUCAGUACUGAAAGAAAUGACAGAAAGAGGAUUUUUAGCGGAUACUAUCACCUACAAUGCCCUUAUUCGCGGAUAUUGUUUAGGCAGCCAUGUAAAAAGAGCGUUUGCUGUGUAUUCUAGGAUGUUGGUUGAAGGAAUUUCUCCAAAUAUUUCUACUUACAAUCUCCUACUAGGGGGUCUUGCAGCUGCUUGUUUGAUGAGAGAGGCAGAGGAAUUAUUUGGUGAAAUGAAGGAGAGAGGAUUUGUCCCUAAUGCUUCUACUUAUGAUACUUUGAUUUCUGGACAUUGUAAGCUUGGAAAUAAGAAGGAAUCAAUAAAAUUUUACUGUGAAAUGGUAACUAAAGGCUUUGUUCCCAAAACUGGCACCUACAAUGUGCUUAUUAGUGAUUUUGCUAAGGUGGGAAAGAUGAGCCAAGCUAGAGAGCUUCUAAAUGAGAUGCAGGUGAGAGGGGUGUCCCCUAAUUCUUCAACUUACAACACACUAAUCUGUGGCUGGUGCAAUCUAUCUAAUCGACCAGAGUUGGAUGGGACAUUGAAAGUGUCAUAUCGAGCUGAGGCAAAAAGAUUAUUCACAGAGAUGCAUGAGAAAGGGUUUGUUCCUUGUGAAAGUACACUUUUUCGUAUCAGUUCUACGUUUGCUAGACCAGGAAAGAAGAACGAUGCUCAGAAGAUGUUGAAGGAACUGUACAAGAAAAAGAACAUAUGAUAGAUGGGUUAAAAACAGAAGACAGUAAUGACUAUUCUGGAUAGCCAGCCACUCUAGCGCUUAUGGAAGUAUGUGUUACUGCAACAUUCCAAUUCUUCAAUAGGACACCUGGUCCUGAAAUACUUCACAAAUGAAGUCCAUCAUCCCUUUGUGGCAAUCUAUAAAGUUCAUGGCAUUUCUAUUUCUGGAGUGUUGGGAAAUCAAGGGAAGGAAAAAAAAAUGUUGAACUACUAGUCAAUGCUUCAAAGCAGGAAGAGAAGUUGAUUUACCCUCCUAGGAAAGGGAAAUAUUCAUCAAGUAGAACAAAAUUGUCAAAUCAGAGGUAACGACUUCUUAUACUGUAUUUCAUGGCCACGAGGAAAAAUGAACAUGAAAAUAAAAGAAACAGAAAAUAAGGAACUCCCCUCAUUCAUGCUCUCUAUCUGGGCCAUCCAGUCUCUUGCUAUCUUGGAGUGGAAAGCAGGCAUUUAAAGCCUUUGGAGGGGAGUCUUAUUCAUGUUGACACACAGGAUGCUAUUUUCUACGCCUGUCUUUGUUACUACAAGCUCCACGAAGUUCUAUCAACACAAAAUCAUCAUGCCAGAAACAUAUGGUUUUGAAAAGUUUGGUGACCUGAAAAAUCAUGCCUUGUUUGUUCAAGAAGAGAUACAGGUUCUAUUUGUUCUUUCACGCAUUCCAACUUCUGCUAAUAGGUCAAUAGCCACGUAGAGCUCAUUUCUUUUGAAUGGCAUUGGUUCCGAUUUAAGUUCAUCUGGGCAAAAGAGAGAGAAUGCUGAGACAUUUCUAGUCAAAUUUAAAGGACAUGUGGAGCUCCCUCUCUCCAGGACAUUUGAAGACUUAAUUUCAGAAGAUGAAAGGGAGACUUGGUACAAAAUCCUUCCACAGCGCGACCAGAAGAACUUGAUUUGGGCAGUUUUCUUUCAGAUGUAACCAUAUUGUAUUGAUACGAGAAAAAUAGACUUGUUUUGUAAAACUUUGUCGUUUCAAAAUAAAGAAUACAAGUUUUCUUCUAA